GAAUUGCAAGAAAUCAAUCAAUUACUAUGUCCACAUCCGACCCACUUGGAGAAUAUUUGAUUCUUUCAUUACCUCAAUCGACCAAUGCUCGCAAAUGGUUGACUGAAUCAUUGAACACCGGAAAACAACCAUUAUUCAAUUUAAAAAUUCCUGACUUCCAAAGUGGUACUUUAGAUUCUUUAGUACAAGAAAGUGAAGAAUUGGCUAAAAUAGACCAACAAUUGAGCGCAUCAGUUUCUAAAGUUGUUGAUAUCUUAAAUUCUGUGACUGAUGGAAGCAGCACCAGGGUUGUUCAAUCUCGAUCUGUAUUUGAUUACAUAGAAAACUUCCAAUGGAAUACUUCCAAGUAUAGAUUAGAUAAACUGAUUAAUAUUUUGGUUAAGUUGAUUGCAUCAGAAGCUAUAAGUUUAGACAAUGACGUUAGGGCCAGUUAUCAAAACUACCAAACUGCCAAAUCUAACUUCUUGGCUGCUGAUAGAAAAAAGAAUGGUGAUUUAUCGAUUAAAUCGUUACAUGAAAUUGUUAAGCCAGAACAAUUUGUAUUGAAUUCAGAACAUUUAACUACAAUUUUAAUCGCAGUACCAAAUAACUUGGUUUCUGAUUUCAAAAAUUCUUAUGAAACUUUAACCCAAUUUGUUAUCCCUAGAUCUGCCGAAGUUAUUGCCAAGGAUCAAGAAUAUACUUUAUACACGGUGACAUUAUUUAAAAAGUUCCAGCAAGAAUUUAUUAACUUAUCUCGUGAACAUAAAUGGCAUCCAAGAAACGAUUUUAUUUACAGUGAAGAAACACUUAACAAUUUAAGAAAAGAGUUUGAUUUAACUAAAGCAAAUGAAUUGAAACUGAAGAAUGAUUUGAUUAGAUUAAGUAAGACAGCAUACCUGGAAAUCUUUUCCCAAUGGGUUCACAUUAAAUGUAUUAGAAUUUAUGUUGAAUCAGUGUUAAGAUAUGGAUUACCACCACAAUUUGAUAACUACUUGAUAAAGUUCCAAGGAGCCAAUUUAAAGAAUAUUAGUAAGGCUAAGAAAGAAUUGAUUGAAAAAUUCGGAUAUCUUGGCGGUGCCGGUUAUUCAAACACUUCAAACUUACACGAAUAUGCCUCAUUAGUUGAUACUGACUAUGAGCCAUUUGUAUUGUACGAAUUUGAAAUCAUUUAGUAAUAUCACACAUAACACCGAGGGAGUGAUAUUGAUGGAGGCGUUGACAUGAGAAGCUCGGAAUUAUAUUAAAUUAUCUAGUAUUAAAUAUUUUUGAAUGUUAUAGAAAACAUUAGUUUAUAACCGAUGGAGGCUGUGGUAGUGUUCUCGAACCAUUCGGAGUUAUACAUCACUGUUUGCUUGUUAUUUAUUUAUUUUUUUUUUUAUUUCUUUUCUUAACAUUAGUUACUACGAUAGUUAUUUUUUAAUUAGUAAUUUGUUUAAAAAUUUUU
Messenger RNA from Spathaspora passalidarum NRRL Y-27907, 1426 nucleotides. RefSeq names its product H(+)-transporting V1 sector ATPase subunit C (gene VMA5). The record is from RefSeq and is a predicted model, not a curated record. Gene Ontology annotation, molecular function: proton-transporting ATPase activity, rotational mechanism. The transcript has a single exon. Bases 27 to 1154 code for a protein of 375 amino acids. Gene Ontology annotation, cellular component: vacuolar proton-transporting V-type ATPase, V1 domain. Gene Ontology annotation, biological process: proton transmembrane transport. NCBI's taxonomy places the organism in Eukaryota, Fungi, Ascomycota, Pichiomycetes, Serinales, Debaryomycetaceae.